AUGCAUACCUUGUUCACUUUCGCAUAUUUGGCGAUAUUUUCCAUGGCUUGGCGCUCUGCCAGUGCCGCAAUGCAGUGCAGUACCACUUUCAAUGCUGUCUCAUUAGGCCCAGGAAAGAUAGGUUGUCAAGUCAGAGGAAAACACUAUUCCUGCAAAGCAGAAGAUUGUUGGGUAGAUGAUCCGCCACCAAGAGCAGAUUUAAAAUAUAACGUUGCGGAUCACAUUGUCUUCAAGGAUUGUCACAAGUAUAAAGACAAGUUUGGGGAUUCCAAGCAAGAGAAAGCUGAAUUCCGUGUUCAAGCCUCGCGGUAUUGGAUGUAUCGCGAAAAACAACAUGCUAAUGUGAUCGGGCACGUCAUUGGGGAAGAAAUCCCAAAAGAGCUGCCAGGAUUCAGAUGCUAUGCCCAGGAAACCUCAUUGCCAGAAUGCCUACCUCAAUCUUGUCAGUUGGUGGAAAAUGCCAAUUGGUGA
This is a messenger RNA of Melampsora larici-populina 98AG31, 471 nucleotides long. RefSeq lists its product as uncharacterized. The record is from RefSeq and is a predicted model, not a curated record. Lineage: Eukaryota; Fungi; Basidiomycota; Pucciniomycetes; Pucciniales; Melampsoraceae. The transcript is spliced from 5 exons. Bases 1 to 471 code for a protein of 156 amino acids.